Messenger RNA from Prionailurus viverrinus (fishing cat), 2429 nucleotides. RefSeq names its product tRNA nucleotidyl transferase 1 (gene TRNT1). Gene Ontology annotation, molecular function: RNA binding; nucleotidyltransferase activity. The coding region runs from base 1080 to 2390 and encodes 436 amino acids. The record is from RefSeq and is a predicted model, not a curated record. Gene Ontology annotation, biological process: RNA processing. NCBI's taxonomy places the organism in Eukaryota, Metazoa, Chordata, Mammalia, Carnivora, Felidae. The transcript is spliced from 7 exons.
GCGUGGGGGGCGUGCGGUAGGCGUGCGGACGCGCGCCCCAGGGAGGGCUGCUGGGCGACUGCGCGGCCGACUUUCCCCCACGCAGAGUCACCUGGGGCGACCCUGAGGUGGUGAGAGGGCUCCUCUACACCGCGGAACGGAGCCUAACGUGGAGGUCGUGCGGCCGUGUCCCUGCCACGUUCCAGUGACUGCAGGCUGAUUCACCGGGCUUCCCCGGGAACUUUCCCUUCCUCGAGGCCGGGCCCCGGAGGGUCUCACUAAGCUUUUUCGGCCCGGCACCUGGUGUGGGACACGGCACAUACCACUUCAGGGCCAGGGUCCUUAGCGGGUUUUUCUGAUUUGAGGCGGAGUUGGAAGGAGACUGUUUUUCUUCCCCACGUGGUCUGGAUGAGCGGAACUCGCUCCUCCUCCUGGUGGGCAACGCCGCGUUUUGAAAGCUGCUUCCCGAGGAAAGGAAUGGUUCUCCAGUGGUUUCUUUCGGGGUCAAUUGGAAUCCUGUUGGUCCCUCAAAGAGGCCCACUUUACAUGGAAAACAGGGUGUGGGUGGGACUCAGGAGCUGGCAUAAUGGGAAGGAAUGGUGAAUGAGGAAAAAGUGGGAAGCAAAGACAAGUCUUGGGGAAACAUGUUUUCUAGUGUCUAGGAAAUAUCCCUGGGUCAUAAAUCUCAGGGGCAGGUGGGGAAGUACAGUGAUAAACAUCAGUGAUUGUCCCAUGUUUUGGAGGAGGCCAAGUGUUUGAGUUACAUUUUCUGCAGCCAUCUGCCCUUAGCAGACCGCUUCCCUCAAGCGUUAACCGAAACCCACCUCUCGAGAGGGUAUUGUAGCAGUAAAAUGUGAGGACGCGAGUAUAGCAGUAAGUACUUCAGGAGUACAAAAGUGGACAGCUACAAGCAUAGAUCUAGUAUAGGUGUCUGCCUCUCAUAUUGUCACUUUUUUCAGUUUUUUCAUCUGAACAGGAGAUGAGAGUCUCUCAGUUAAAUAAAAUUGCAGUAGAUCCCUUUGUUUCCCUUGGCUUGUAGAUUUCAUUAUUGUGCAUGCAUGUUUCUCUCCUAGAUGUAUAGUUGGUGACUUUGUCCCCAGAUGCUGAGGUGCCUGAAUCCCUGGCGCAGGCCACUACUGAGCUGUAGUUGGAGUAGGCUGUGCCUUUUCAAGCAGUAUCUGUUUACAAUGAAGUUGCAGUCUCCAGAAUUCCAGUCACUGUUCACAGCAGGAUUGAAGAGUCUGACAGAUUUAUUUGUGAAAGAAAAUCAUGAAUUAAGAAUAGCAGGAGGAGCAGUGAGGGAUUUAUUAAGUGGAGUAAAGCCUCAAGAUGUGGAUUUUGCUACCACUGCUACCCCUGCUCAGAUGAAGGAGAUGUUUCAGUCUGCUGGUAUUCGCAUGAUAAACAACAAAGGGGAAAAGCAUGGGACAAUUACUGCCAGGCUUCAUGAAGAAAAUUUUGAAAUUACUACACUGCGGAUUGAUGUUGUCACUGAUGGAAGACACGCUGAGGUAGAAUUCACAACUGAUUGGCAGAAAGAUGCUGAACGCAGAGAUCUCACUAUAAAUUCUAUGUUUUUAGGUUUUGAUGGUACCUUAUUUGACUACUUCAGUGGUUUUGAAGAUUUAAAAAAUAAGAAAGUUAGAUUUGUUGGACAUGCUAAACAGAGGAUACAAGAAGAUUAUCUUCGAAUUUUAAGAUAUUUCCGGUUUUAUGGGAGAAUUGUAGACAAGCCUGGUGACCACGAUCCUGAGACUUUGGAAGCAAUUGCAGAAAAUGCAAAAGGCUUGGCUGGAAUAUCAGGGGAGAGAAUUUGGGUGGAACUGAAAAAAAUUCUUAUUGGUAACCAUGUAAAUCACUUGAUUAACCUCAUCUAUGAUCUUGAUGUGGCUCCUUACAUAGGCUUACCUACUAAUGCAAGUUUAGAAGAAUUUAACAAAGUCAGUAAAAAUGUUGAAGGUUUUUCACCAAAGCCAAUGACUGUCUUGGCCUCAUUAUUCAAAGUACAGGAUGAUGUCACAAAAUUGGAUUUGAGGUUGAAGAUUUCAAAAGAAGAGAAAAACCUUGGUAUAUUUGUAGUUAAAAACAGGAAAGAUUUGGUUAAAGCAGCAGAUAGUUCAGAACCAUUGAAACCCUAUCAAGACUUCAUUAUAGAUUCUAGGGAAUCUGAUGCAACGACCCGUGUGUGUGAACUCCUGAAGUACCAAGGAGAGCAUCGUCUUCUUGAGCAAAUGCAGCAAUGGUGCAUUCCUCCAUUUCCUGUGAGUGGCCAUGACAUCAGAAAAGUAGGCAUUUCUUCAGGAAAAGAAAUUGGGGCUCUGUUGCAGCAGUUACGAGAACAGUGGAAAAAAAGCGGUUACCAAAUGGAGAAAGAUGAACUCCUAAGUUACAUAAAGAAGAGUGAAAAUUGAUGAGAGCUGAUAUUAAAUAGCAGAACAUUUUUGGUAAAA